Molecule: messenger RNA, 1497 nt
Organism: Pseudoliparis swirei
Lineage: Eukaryota; Metazoa; Chordata; Actinopteri; Perciformes; Liparidae
Product: dual specificity tyrosine-phosphorylation-regulated kinase 4-like
Exons: 2
Coding region: 272-538 (88 amino acids)
Biological process (GO): peptidyl-threonine phosphorylation; peptidyl-serine phosphorylation
Cellular component (GO): cytoplasm
Molecular function (GO): protein serine/threonine kinase activity; protein tyrosine kinase activity; ATP binding
Source: RefSeq, a predicted model, not a curated record
CUUCACUCUUGAACUUUGAAUCUUCAACCAACUCACAUCCGUCCGAACUUGUGAUAUACACGCAUUUAUUUCCAACAUUUGCCGGAGAAAAUCCCAACAAAUCCAAGUGACGACAUCUGCCAAACUCGGUGAGUACCUUGUUCUCGUAUCAUAAUCUUCAUCGAAUUAUUACCAUUGUAGCGUUACAUUGUCACUAAAUGUCGUGUCCACAUCUGCACUCCUCUCAGCUUUGAGUUCCUGGCACCAGGUGUCACCUCUGGUGGGUUUAACCAUGGCUGAAGCCCCAUCCAAUGAGAACCGGGUGUUCAUUGGAGACUUGCUUAGUUCGGGUACCUACAGCUACCUGGUGGAGUCCGUCCUCGGGCAAGGUACCUUCGGCAUGGUUGCCAAGUGCAGGAAUAUCGCAGGCAACAAGACGGUAGCCAUGAAAAUUAUGCAAAACUAUUGCUCUUUAGUCGACCAGGCCAGAGGAGAGGUGGAUGUCCUGUUUCAACUCCAACUGCUGGACUCUGACAAGAGCAACCUGGUGCAAUGGUAAAAGGUGUUCACCUUCAUCUGUCUGGAGUUUAAGCACUUGGACAAAAGUAAACCACCGAUCGAUAACAUUCUCACAAAAACGGUCUUGUUACAUUGGAAAAGGUCCAGACGAUCCAAUCCAGUAAAUUGUUUAAUCCAAAACACAUUAUGAUAUCAAUAAAUAUCCACGGGCUGCUGUUGCAACACUUUAAAUCAGCCAGCAAAUAUGUCUAAUUAUUUAUGUUUUUUCCGUCUUAAGUAAAAAAUGCCGAUAUCUUGGUGUGCCUUGAAAAGGUGUUUUAGGCUUAUUUUAAAGGAAUGGAAAAAAACAGUUUAGGGUUUAAUGCUGCCAAACAUCAACUUCGAUGGAGGUUGGUGUCGGAGCGCCUGUCACAGGCGGGAGGUUUGUCUUGUCUUGGGUUUUUGUCUCGUAAAUUCCUGUUUUAUUUUAAAAGCCUAACUCUCCCUCUCGUUUCAGGUCACUUGCCCUUCCUCAUGUGUCACCGGUCUGAUUGUCUCCCCUGAUCCCUGAUUGUUUCCACCUGUUCCCCAUUACCCGCAUGUGCUUAUAGUCUGUGUUUCCCCUUUGUCUUGUGCCAAAGUGUUUCGUCCUUGUCCGUGCACCUAAGCCCUUUGCCACAGCCAUAGUCUCUUUUUCCAAGUGUAUUGCCAAAUCACGUAAGUUGCUUUCUGUUUCCUCCUUGAGAUUGAUUUUUCGUUUGUAAAGUUUCUAGUUUAGCUGUCCUCCCGUGUGGAGGGAUUUUGUGUUUAGAUUAGACCUAGAUAGUUUUGUAGAGCCUCCAGUUUUAGGUGUGCUUUUUCUUUUUUGUCAGCUGUUUUGCUCUCCUUCCGUUUGGAGUGAUUUUGUGUUUGGAUUAGAUCGUCAUUAUCAGGAAGUUUUUCUUUCGCAAGUUAUCUUGCCAGGCCCUAGUUAUUUAGAGUUUUUUUCAUAGCCCAUUUAUUUUGAUAACUUUUCAAAGA